AGGGCAUUGGAUAAAUCAUCAAUAGGCCGACAUGAUACAGUAUUAAAUAUUCACAUUAUUGUAACUGUUGCCUCCUAUAUAGAGCUGCCUACUGAUCUUAGGAUCACAAAUGGACAAAUAUCCACCCCCAGUGUCAGAAACUGAUGUCAAAAUUAAAUCUUCAUCAAUAUAGGAGUAUUCUGGUUUUAAAUGUUAAAACACUGCAAAAGAUUAUACUUUUUUACAUUUAUAAAGGUCUUAAUCUUUGAGACUAAGAAAAUAUAAAAACUAAUAAGAAAUAUACAGAAAACUGAAAAUAUAUAUAUAUUGAACUACCUUAUUUUUUUUUAAGUGAAAAGAAAUUGUUUUAAUCUAUUGCCAGCACAGAUGAUGUAACUGGAUAUAAAUUAAUUUCUGGAAUACAAAACAACUUUGGACCCAUAAGGACCUUCUACUCUGGGUUGAAAACUGAAGCCUGAGACAAGAUCAAAUUCCACAUAACUGAUGUACCAGAGACUAGAACGGAAGGAAGGACUAUGAAUAAAAUGGAAAUCGGUUUCCAUAACAAUUUCAUCAAAACAAUGUGAUGUAAUUCUAGCUGCUAUCAAAGGAAUAUCAAACUACAAGAACUUGUGCAUCCUGUGCUUUUUGUGUGCUCAAACAGAUGAAAAUUUAGAAACUGCUGUCCUAUCAAUCAUUUGGAACCGAGAUAGGAGAUAUCUAAAAUUUGAAUAACAUGAAAAAUUGCAGUCCAUUUCACAAGAUAUUUCCUGGCACUUAAAGAUUCAGAAGUAUGUCUCUAACAAACUUCUAAUGUCUAUGUUGUAUCUGUCGUUGUCUGAAAUUGUGACUCUUUAGUAGCAUUUUCUUGGAAACAAUUAUUGGGGUGAAAGACAUAUCUCUGUAUACUGUAUCAUAUUUCUUAGCUACAUCUGUAUUAUGGACCAUCGGGAAUAAAUCUGACAGAUUUCUAAUAACUAAUAACGUGACACAUCUCACUGUUAUAAGUUGUGGAUAUUGGUAAUCAUAAUUAUUGAAAUAUCGUUAAAAAGAAAGUUGCACGUCACAUUACAAAUAAUACAAAAAUAAUUUUCAUUUCCCUUGCAAUGAAGCAUAGCGGACUGAACAAAUAAAUGCUUUCUGCUAGGAACUAUAUUAGUAUCAGCAAAUAUAGAACGAGAUGGUAGAUUCUAUUGAGACUGCAAACAUUACACAAGAAAGGAUGGAUGAAAUACUUUUUGGAAAUAUUAAAUAUUAUAUUGAAGGCAUAGUUGCCAUUGUAGUAAUCAUACUUGGAUUGAUAGGAAAUUUUCUGACUGUUAUUGUAUUAACACGGCCAACAAUGCAUUCGUCAACAAAUAUUUUCCUCACUGGUUUGGCUAUCUGGGAUAUGAUAGUACUUUGUGGAACGUUGGUCCUAAUAACGCUGCCUGAACUGUCGAAAGUGUACUUCCUUGAAGUGUUGCCAUAUAUAGUUGUGUACAUAUAUCCUAUAGCAUUAAUUGCCCAGACUAGCACUGUGUGGAUUACAGUGUCUUUUACAGUGGAAAGAUAUAUAGCUGUGUGCCAUCCUCUACGUGCAACAUCAAUGUGCACAACUGCACGUGCCCGCGUAGUUAUAGCAGUGGUGUCUGUUUGUGCAGUCAUGUUUAACCUAUGUCGCUGGUUUGAGUAUGAAUUAGUUACAACACAUGAAAUUACCAGUGAUAAUACUACAAUAUAUAGAACAAUAUUUUCAAAAACAGACUUCGGUGAUAGCGAUAUCUUCAAGAAAAUUUUCUAUCUCUACUUUUAUCCCUUUGUAAUGUUAAUCGUGCCCUUGUCUCUACUGGCAAUCCUAAACACUUUCCUCGUUCAUGCAGUUAAGCGUUCCAGAAAGCAACAAAUAACCAUGAACGUUCGACAAUCACGAGAAAAUAAUGUAACAUUAAUGCUUGUAAGUGUGGUAGUCGUAUUCAUGAUCUGCCAAGUUCCCGCUUUAGUUUACAACAUCGCUUAUUCAAUCAAUGAAAUGAGUGUGGAAACAUUCGGUUGGAGAGUCCUCUCCUCAAUAAGAAACUUUCUCGUAACUUUCAACAGUGCAAUCAAUUUCAUACUAUACUGUGCCUUUGGACAGAAGUUUCGCGUCAUAUUUAUUCGAACAUUUUGCCGCAGAAUAUUACGAGAAAAUGACUUCAAUUCACUCUCCUGUCCUGGUACAACAAGAAUUGUUACAAAACUUGACAACAAGAAAUAUAAAACUAUGCUUAUGAAACAAGGAAACUGUUUAGAACUUUCGUCGACACAUCAGACACAUCUGUCUCGCUAUUCUCCGUACAAUUCACGCACUCCCUCACCACAACCACCAGCAAGAAGGAUGCGAAAUGGUCUUGGACAUGAUCUUCAUCCAGAAAGUGAUUACUCGUGUAACACGCACCUUCUGGCUGGAACAACCGGGAGCAGGACUCCGACACCGACAUACACUGAUCAAUCUCCUCAGUAACAUUCCUACAAACCCUCACUGAAAACUAGACUGUGUCAUAUAACAGAAACAACAUUGUAAAUAUUAGGGAAAUCAGUGCAAAAAACAUUUUUACCAUGAAGGUAAAACUGCAAACUUACAGAAAAUGGAUCAAUAUUCUGAGCAGAAAUACUACAAAAUCAUGAUUGGUUUACCAUAAAAACCUAAUUUUUACCAAUCAGGAAACAAAUUGAAAAUAAGUGAUUGAGUUUAAAUAGCCAUGAAAAAAAAAACCCCUGAAAAAUGCAUUGACCAUAAAUCAUUCUUAUCCUUCUUCUUUUAAUCAAAGAGUGCAUUAUAUUGAUUAAACCAAAUGAAGGACAGGCCUUUGCAUUUUCCAUUAAUGUAAAACCAUUAAAAUGUAAUUAAUCAUGUUUUCUUACAACAUACACUGUCAACA
Messenger RNA from Mercenaria mercenaria, 2879 nucleotides. RefSeq names its product FMRFamide receptor-like. NCBI's taxonomy places the organism in Eukaryota, Metazoa, Mollusca, Bivalvia, Venerida, Veneridae. The record is from RefSeq and is a predicted model, not a curated record. Gene Ontology annotation, biological process: G protein-coupled receptor signaling pathway. Gene Ontology annotation, molecular function: G protein-coupled receptor activity. The transcript has 3 exons. The coding region runs from base 1160 to 2461 and encodes 433 amino acids. Gene Ontology annotation, cellular component: membrane.